This is a messenger RNA of Athalia rosae (coleseed sawfly), 5066 nucleotides long. RefSeq names its product ichor (gene ich). Gene Ontology annotation, biological process: cell fate commitment; regulation of transcription by RNA polymerase II. The transcript is spliced from 2 exons. Gene Ontology annotation, molecular function: DNA-binding transcription factor activity; histone deacetylase binding; RNA polymerase II cis-regulatory region sequence-specific DNA binding. Lineage: Eukaryota; Metazoa; Arthropoda; Insecta; Hymenoptera; Athaliidae. The record is from RefSeq and is a predicted model, not a curated record. Bases 2635 to 3942 code for a protein of 435 amino acids. Gene Ontology annotation, cellular component: cytoplasm; nucleus.
GAACCAUGCAAGGCCCCUCACAGUAAGGGCCCACAGGCCAUCCAGUUCGCUUCUUCGGUACUUUUGGAAAUUUUCGUCGGAUUUCGCCUGUCGCGAGGAAGUGGGUAGCAGAAGUAAAAAUAAAACUAGAACGACAAUAACAAAACAAAGGAGAAGAAAAACAAGAAGAAGAAGAAGAAGAAGAAGAAGACGAAGAAGAAGAAGAAGCAGAAGAAGAAGAAGAGAUAAGAAAAAGGAAUGAGAAGACGAAAGAGUACAUGAACGGAUGAAUAAAUAAUCGAAUGAAUAAAUUGUUUAAUUAAUGAAGAAAAAUUAAUGAGAGCAAUGCUUUCGUGUACAACGUUCAAUUAUUGGAUAUUUGAAAGAAAUAAUUGCUGUACGUGUUUCAGUUUUGAGAAAUUAAGAAACUACUUUUAUUUUCAUCUUUCAAUUAAUCGUCGAUCGAACGAUCCACAGUGAUUGAUUGUUAUCGUUGAUUCGAAAAAAUUUUUUUUAUUUUUUUUCGAAAUUCAAUUCUUGGCCGCGUAACAACUGAACAGUGGGAAUGAUUUUUCGUGAUCACAAAUGACAAGCGUUGCUGUUGUUGUUACGAGUACAGAAGAAAAAGAAAAUGAUUGAAUAAAUUGCUAAGGAAAUAAAGGGAUCACCGAAUAAAAGAAAUCCGAAAGAACGUUACAAUUUUCACUCGUGAUUAAUAAUUGUGUACGUGGCUGUUGUAAUGUAUACAUAUAAAUUUCAUUCUUUUUGAGUUUUCAUUGUUAUUUUUGAAUGUUGUUAUUGUUGUUGUUGUUGUUUAAAAUCGCAAAGAAGAGAGAUACGCACGGGAGUAAUUUCGGAGGAAGAAUAAACUGGGUUUGAAACGGUGCGUUAUUCAUUGGUGAUGAUUUUUCGAGAUUGUGAGAAUUUAGAGGAGAGCUAAUUACCACGAAAAAUUGAAUGCCCAGGAGAGAAUAAAACCAUCAUUUUUCGAAAAAAUUGAAAUUUCAAAGCAUACGUCGGAUAACCGCCACUUGGAAGAGGAGUGUACUGUAUGUGCAAGGUGCAACGGGAAAUUUCACAUAUUUCGGUUGAAAAAGCAAGUUUUAACGGUGGACCCAAUUUUAGUGGACAUUAACAACUGACGGACUAAUAAACAUUCACGGACGGUACGUGAUAAAAGAUUAAUAAUAUUUAAUUGUUGUUUUUGUUGUUGUUGUUUGUUAUUGCGAAAUAUUGAAACGGCUCAUAAUUCGAAUACACCUAAACGAAAUAAGAUUUCAAUAAAUUUCGUGCAAGUUGGAAUGUGCAAGUUGACGAAACACCAACAAUAUCUUGAUAUUAUUCGGUGAUCAGUGCUAAAACAUAGAAAGGAAAAAAAAAAAAGUAGUGCGUUAACGUGAACCACUGGAUAGAUAUAAUAUAAGAAGACCUGAAGGCUCAUCAUACAAAUCCACUCUGGAUACCACGCUGCUUAUAUGUCCUCGCGGGGCCGUUGGAGGCUGCAGCACCCCCGGCAGUAGAGUGGAUCCCUGGUGGAGCCCUGGUCCCUAUUUUCCCCCAGGCCCCGCCCGCGUCGACGAGGGGCCCAGGUCGACCUCAUCAGCGACCUCGAUUCUCAAUUACGGGAGUCCCGCGGCCCCUGCAACAACAACAACAACCCCGAAUUCACCAGCCCCCUCGUACUCGCCGUCGACGUCGACACCCUGCACUCAUCACGUUGGGGGCGUUUCGUCGAAUUGCAGUACAUCGAGGAACGUUGUAUCGCCGUUGGACGUUGGAACGACUUCGACGAUCGGUUGCCACGUGAGGCAUCAGCAGCAUCAUCAGCAUCAGCAAAACGACUCGGAUGAUCAGAGGGAUACAAACGUUCCGGUAGUGUCGUCCGGAUAUCACCACGUUCCCGUAGCGACGGUGCAGCAGAAUAAUUCGUUGGCUGCACUGUUGGCGAAUACGUCGAACUCGUCGGCAAAUACGGGACUUCAUCAGCACGGUACGUCGUCGUCGUCGUCGUCGUUAUCGCCGCAACCACGUGACACAAUUUCGACGACACAGAGCAACAUUUUAUGCUCGUUAUUGACUUCGUCGAGCGGUCAUCACGACUUUCAAGGGAGCAACGUCGCCGAGGCGACGUCUCCUGAUUCGUUGCACGGCAUACUCUCAUCUCUCAACGUUAGAAUCAAGUCCGAGGAAGCACCCGAUUGCUUACCCGGGCAUCGUUCGGGGUCGACCGAAGGCGGGGGCUCUUGUAAUUCCGUCAGAGAUUUCAAUAAUUCACUUUUAAGCUCUCUGUUAUCAACGUCGAAAGUCUCGACGUCCGCGAUAUCGAGCAACAGCGACGUCUGCACCUCGAACAAUACGAAUUCCGCCACGGUGAAGUCGGAGUAUUCGGGUAUAAACGACGAGAGAACGAAUUGCGCGUCGGCCGUCAAGGUCGAAUACUGUUGCGACGUAUUGGAAGACCAAGAAGAAAAUUUGACGGCCACAUCGCCGUACAACGUUAUCACGACAUCGCAAAAUCGAUUGGCCAACAGAUCGAGAUCCGGACAUCAGUCGUCGGGGGUUCAUUUGUCCAAGGAAGACCUGAGGAGAAUCUUACAAUCGACGAAUUCGCGCUGCGACGAUUCCCCGUUGUCGGAAUCGGAUCUCAUAAACGACAUGAAGUACGAGACGCAACAGGCCGGUCCUCCGGGAGCUCCGCCGCAUCUCAGCGGACCGAAUUCGGGCGUCGAACAAUCCCACCACCCCGGACAGGGCAACAACAUCGUGGUCGGCGGUUCGCCGGCGGAGGUCGUCGGUGUGGACAGUCUGCUGUUGUCGGCGUGGGGCGCGACCGGUACGGAUUUUUUGGAAUCCGCUGACGUCAAGCAAACGGCGGCCGGUCUCCAGGACGCCUUGGACUCGUACCUGCUCGGCUCGUCGGUCGGCGUGGCCUCCCAAUCGCUGGCCGAAUUGAAACCGUUGCCACCGUUCACCGGGUACACCGGACACCUGAGCAUCAACGGGAUACCGGGUCACCACUAUCACGCGAUAGCGUCCUCCCAGAGACCGGGGCUGCAGUCGUCCUCGCCUACGCCGUCCUCGAAUCAGGAGUAUUACGAGUCGCCGGUAGUCUCGUCGAGUACGCCGUGUCCCCAGGGCAAUCCGAAGCAGCAGCUCCCCCAAUCCACGCAGCAGGAGGAUUACGACAUCGAGGACAUCGCGGCGAUCAUCGGCUCGGCGAUAGCCGACACCACCGUGCCCGGGGGAGGGAACGGUCCGGGUUCCGAAAACGAUCCGAACGCCUCGCGGGACACCUGGAUCGACUUGGACUGGAUAGACGCCGCGUGUUCGCCGAAAACGCAACAGCAACAGCAACAACAAGACGCGAACAACGCGUCGCCGAGUCCGUUCUCGCAGAUAUACGGGAACGCGAACGCCGCCAAUUCGUCGUCGCAAAGCCAAAACCAACACAGCGGAUCCACGUUGCACAGUAUUCUGACCCAACAGAAUUACGCGCCGCUUCUACACGCGAGACUUCAAGCUGGCAACAGUUUGGGCAAUUCGACGUCGUGCGGCGAAACGCCGUCGUCCACCAGUCCCUAUCCCCCCGUCAGUCCUCCGGGAAGGGUGUCCACCUCCUGCAGUCCCGAUCAUCUCCUUCAUUCCUCGUUCGCGGCACCCACGUUACCGAGGAAAAGAUGCAGACCGCCGACGGGGUCGCAGAAUUCGUCUAAAAAAAAUCCUUCCACCACCACGGGGCUGCCUUACGGCACGGAAUCCGGUCUCAUAGGUGGUAAAGAAAAACCGGUGCACAGGUGUUCCAUUUGUAACAGAGGAUUUCUCAAUAAAAGUAAUAUCAAAGUACAUCUGAGAACGCAUACAGGCGAGAAACCUUUCAGAUGCGAAGUUUGCGGUAAAGCGUUCAGGCAGAAGGCCCACUUGAUAAAACACCAACAGAUACACAAACGGAUCGGUAGAGAUUAGAAGAGAAAAACAACAACUGAUCACUCCUUUCGUUUUCCAAUUCUUUUUUCUUGUUUCUUCGUGAAAAUAACGAAACGAAAAUUGUGAAAGAAAUUACGAAAACUUUAACUAUCGAACGUCGCAAGGAUCGCGUAUGAAAUACAAUAGAAAAAAGGAUGACGUACUCGUUCUUUUUCAGUGAUCUAUCAUUGAUAACGAUAGUUUUCAAGGCACAUUUGAAUCGUAGGCACGAUUGCGUCGAGUUCGAUGAUCAGUCGGAGGUACGGAGAAUGUCAGGGAAAUAAAAUCAUCAAUCACCCGUAUAAUCUAACAUCUGCAAAAACGAUGUGUGCAUUCGAAAUUCCGUCGACAUAUAUUCUACGCAAAGUCAACACCGACGAAUAUCCGGAAUGUAAAAAUGAGGUGAGAAAAAACCACGAUCAAUCUGCAUUAUAUCUAUAAUGACGAUAAUGAUUAUGAUAGCGAUGACGGCUCGACGUGAAAGUCCAAUGAGAAGAAAUAAAAAUCUUAUAAAAAAUAAUAAUAAUAAAACGACAAAAUGGCGAACGAAUUGAUCUACGUGAUGUCUGUAGGUAGGUAAAUUUAAGUGAGAUCAAUUCCUGCUCGACUGCUGCGGAAAGAUCCGAACGAAUCGCGGUUUUAUUAGCCAAUGAGACGAGGUAUGAAGCCUUGUGGCUAUAGAGUUCCGGUUCGAUGUAUAUUAAAUAUAAAAAGUGAAAUUUUUCUUUUUUUUCUCUUUUACUUUUUAUUACUGUAUACAUGCUGCAAACGUUCAAUAUAACUGUCAGAGAAAUUGGAGGAAAAAAAAUGGAAAGAAAAAUCGUUCGGCGAUAUCAAAAACGCCAGGCGCGACGUUAUGGAAAUGAUUUUUUUUCUCUUUGUAGUGAGUAUACGGUACAUUGUGCGCGCAAUGUCAAAAGAAUCGAUUAAUCAAUUGAUUCGCGAGUAAAAUGAAAGAGUAAAGGAAACGUAAAAGUAUUUCGAAAAAUGAAUUGCAAUUGAAUAAAAACGGAAAUUAAAAAAAGGAUUUUCUCCUUGUGCAGACAGGAACUGCCACUAAUAAGAUAAUUAUCAUUCGAGUGUAAAUAUUGAAAGAAAGAUGAUAAUUAAAAAAGAAGUAUAUA